This is a messenger RNA of Labrus bergylta (ballan wrasse), 1384 nucleotides long. Its product is annotated as natterin-3. The record is from RefSeq and is a predicted model, not a curated record. NCBI's taxonomy places the organism in Eukaryota, Metazoa, Chordata, Actinopteri, Labriformes, Labridae.
GACUGAGGGAAGGUGCACCAUCUGAUUUAUGGUUCACUCAUAAACCUGCACGUGUAUAAAAACCUGCAGGAGUCUGAGAGUGGACUCAGUGGGGAGCGACUGUCAGGAUGAAGCUGUCGGUGUUGUUGCUGUCGGCUCUGCUGGCUCUGUCUGCAGCCAGCCUGCAGGACAUCGUGAAGAAGAGCUCUCAGCACAGGAGAGCGUCUUUACUGAACCCGCAGCUGGAGGGCCUGGAGCCUGAGUCGACAGGUAACCAUGUGGUGCAGGCUCCUCUGACUCCUGCAGACCUGGAGCAGCAGGACAGUCUCCCCGACUCCUACAUGUUCAAUGACAACGUCAACAUGGAGUGGUUGAACUGGGGCGGCGCUCUGCCAAAUGGAGCUGUGGCGAUCUACAACGGCUACACGGAGCGCACCGACUACGUCUGCAAGUACAAGUGUGAAGCCGGCUUCUACAACCCCAGCCUGGGCCCCUACUGCCGCUACCCCUACGGAGACCGCGAGUACUACGCCCCCGAGUUCCAGAUCCUCGCCAACAAAGACAACUUUGAGUUCCUGGAGUGGAAGGAAGGCUCCCACGGUGCGGUCCCUCAGCAUUCAGUCCGGACCUGCCCAGGCGUUGGCAUCUACGUGGGGAAGAACAAGUACGGCCUGGGGAAGGUCGUUUCUCAGUUUGAAGCGUUCUUCCUGCCGUGGGAGGGCGACGAGUACUGGUACAAGAGCUACCAGGUCCUGACCAUCAACAGGGACGCCUACACCCAGCACAUCUCCGACGUCAAGUACGCCAUCGAUGAGGUCGCGAUCUUCCAGUAUCCUCCAGAGACCAUGCGUAUCUCCGGGGUCACCAACAACGAGUGCCAGACCGUGUCCAAGACCGUCACCAUCUCAAAGACCACGGAGACAGAGACCACCUGGAACAUCGGCCGAGCCACCAUGCUGGGGAUCGCCGGCAGCAUCACCGCCAAGAUCCCAUUCAUCGGCGAGGGGGGCAUCGAGCUGGGCGGCGAGAAGACGCUGACCUUCAACAGAGGAACCACGGUGGUGGAGGCGCUCAGCCACUCCGUUUCAGUCGAGCUCUCCGUCCCCGCAAACCACUACUGCCGAGUCCGCAUGGAGGGGCGUAAGAUGAAAGCCGACAUCCCCUACACAGCUCGCCUCAGCCGCACGUACCGCAACGGAGAGACCCAGUGGACGUCCAUCUCCGGGAAGUACGACGGAGUCCAGAUCGGAGAAGUCCGAGCCGUCGUGGACCGCUGUGAGCCUGUGGCCGACGCCCAGCCGUGCCCCUGAAAGACUGAAAAUACAACAAUACAUUUUUUAACAUCUGAUGUUUAAACGACUAAAAAUGAUAUGAACAGAAAAUAAAACAAAGAUUCUCUUCUCUU